GUUCGAUAUUUUGGUAUUGUCAUUGCAAUAUGGGGUUUUUCUGCAUAUUUUUGCUUGGCGGAAGGUAUGUCGUAUCCAUACAGUCUCGCACCUUCGCACUUCCCAUUUUUACAUUUGCAGUCAUCCUCGUCUGGCGUCUUUACGCCCUACAUAACCAAUCAAAGCUCAUACUUUAUGUUCUACUGGGGUUGCUCCUACCUAUCGUCGCGCUCUAUAUAGCGGUGGAUGCAUUUUUAUGGAGCCGACCUUCGGCGAUCUCAGUGCAGGAAAUCAUAAUAACCCCAGAUAUCAAGUACUGCACGGCUUUCUUCCACAUCGGGCCUAUGCCUGCGAUCUACGCUUCCAUCCCCGUCAUAUGCUAUGAUAUUUGCUUGGUUGUUCUCGCCAUUACCGUCCUCAGGAAGCACCUGAAAGAACGACAGGAAUGUAAAAUGAAGCCUAACACCUACGUGGUGAUGAUCGUCCGAUAUCAUGUCUUAUACUUUGUCCUGAAUUUGGCGACUCAAAUCUUCAUGGCGAUAGUAUGGGCCCACCUUACGACGGUGAUGCUGAGUUUCGUACUAUUUUUCAAGGAUACCGCGCCAUUGAUUAUCGUGCCACGUCUUAUCAUCAGCAUUUGGGAUACGCAUGCUAAUGAAGACUGUGUACAAAUCAGUACGAUGUUCGAGAAUUGUGUCUGUUGGACUCUGCCAACGGAAUUGGAGCAGCCCGAGGUUGACUCUCGUGUAUGAUUUUCCAAAUUGAGGAAGGAGGUAGAGUGAGACUCGAUAGAAUUAGUGGAUGUAGAUUUCUGGUAGAUACAUUUGCGCAUCCUUGCCACGGUUUUGGAGUUUUGCACUAUGCAAGAUUUGUUUUGGGAGAGAGGCCCUUG
This is a messenger RNA of Suillus fuscotomentosus, 871 nucleotides long. RefSeq lists its product as uncharacterized. The coding region runs from base 30 to 731 and encodes 233 amino acids. The transcript has 6 exons. The record is from RefSeq and is a predicted model, not a curated record. Lineage: Eukaryota; Fungi; Basidiomycota; Agaricomycetes; Boletales; Suillaceae.